Stegastes partitus (bicolor damselfish) is the source of this 1249-nucleotide messenger RNA. RefSeq names its product forkhead box protein N2-like. The record is from RefSeq and is a predicted model, not a curated record. The transcript is spliced from 5 exons. Gene Ontology annotation, cellular component: nucleus. The coding region runs from base 128 to 1249 and encodes 373 amino acids. Gene Ontology annotation, molecular function: DNA-binding transcription factor activity; cis-regulatory region sequence-specific DNA binding. NCBI's taxonomy places the organism in Eukaryota, Metazoa, Chordata, Actinopteri, Pomacentridae. Gene Ontology annotation, biological process: regulation of DNA-templated transcription.
AGGAUUUCACCUUUAACUUCCCAACUACGGGUUCCGGACCUUUAACGGGAGCUGGUUUCUGCCACAGUCUCCGUUUUGGCGGUUUGCACUACAGCUGAAUGACCGUGGAAGUUUGAUCCUGAGAGAGAUGGAGAGCAGCUCUCACUCACUGCCACCCUCGUGUCCCCUGCCAGUCUCUUCCUCGCCCCAGCAGACCUCCUCAAGCGGUUGUUGUUUCUCUCACCCACUUUCCCCUAUUUCCUUCCCACCGUCCCCUACAUCACUUUCUCCAGCCACAGCAGAGUCCGUUCACUCCUCCUCCCCUCUUUCACACUACACUGCGUCCCAUUUCCUCGAAGGACAAAGCAUACAAUGCCUCAGUUCGGAAAACAUAUCUGACCAAGAUGACCUGACCUGUCUCAGCUGGCUGCAUCAGAGAGGGGACCUGCUGCCUCUGCAGCCUCUUGCCAAAAUGACACCGCUGGCUCAGCAGGAGUCCUAUGCACCCAUCCAGCCGCUGCCCCCUGCCUCAUCCAAGCCGCCGUACUCCUUCAGCAGUCUGAUUUUCAUGGCAAUAGAAGAUUCCCCAAACAAAAGGCUUCCAGUGAAGGACAUCUACGAAUGGAUUGUGAACAAUUUCCCCUACUACAAGACGGCCACUGGAGGCUGGAGGAACUCUGUGAGACACAACUUGUCUCUGAGCAAGAGCUUCCGUCGCAUUCAGAGGGACAAGAGCCAGUCGGUGGGGAAAGGAUCGCUGUGGUGUGUGUGUCCAGAGUAUCGGUCGACGCUCCUCGAGGUGCUGAGGAAGACCCACAGUUAUCACAGCACCAACAGCAACCUGAUAAACAAGCCUGAGCUGUUGGAUGGAGCUGACUAUGAGGUGCCCGCAGUGUGUGAAUCAAUGGAAAUCUCAGAUGCUCUUUCUCACACCCUGCUCCUCUCUGCGUCCUCACCCCAAAUCCUCACCUCUGACAACCCAACCUUCGCUGAGAACCCCUCGUGCCCUUUGACCCCAGAUCACGAGGAACUUGUCACCAUGGAGUCGGUUGACUACCAGCAGGAAGAGGUUUGUGAAGACAUGGAGAAGGAUCCCCUGUCAGACAGCGGGUACAUCGAGUUACACUAUUACCAGUCUAACCAGUACCAGUACCUGGUGCUGCCCGGCGACACUGAGCUGGACCUGGAGACUGUGGAGAUCUUGCAGCUUGACGCUGAGGCCCAGGAGGCUGCUGGGUCGCUGCUGGACCUGGCAGGUGGUGGAUAUUAG